Molecule: messenger RNA, 1996 nt
Organism: Eupeodes corollae
Lineage: Eukaryota; Metazoa; Arthropoda; Insecta; Diptera; Syrphidae
Exons: 2
Coding region: 578-1834 (418 amino acids)
Biological process (GO): neurogenesis
Cellular component (GO): P-body; cytosol
Molecular function (GO): protein binding
Source: RefSeq, a predicted model, not a curated record
CAUCGCCGCCAGAACGAGAACUCAUGUAGAGCCGACGACUGCGUGAACCGAUAGAUAUAAACUUAUGCACACUUUAAACGGUCAAUAAUAAAAUGAAAUAAUGUUGUAAAAUAUAAUAAUAAUAUAAGUGAUGAUUUGUUAUCCACAAAAAGUGUAUUACGUAAGAUUGAAAAGCCUCGAACAACUUUAAGAACAGAAAUCUAAUCAAUUAAAGAAUCACAACCACUAUAAAAUUCCCUAUCAUAUGGUUACAUACAAUACCCACCUCGUUAUUGUGGUCAAUUAAUUCUAAGUGUAUGAUGCGAUAACUUAGGAAUACAAUGCGAAAUGUAUCUAAAAGAUAAACUAUGUUUUGUCGAUCAUAGUGCUUAGGAUUUAAAAAGACGCAAUGUUUUGUAACGAAUAACACCGCACAACCUGUUUAGCAAUAAGUAUUUAUAAUACAAGCUGUGAUAGUAUCUCAAACAAAAAAGAACAUCAAAUUUUCAAAUCCAAGUAACAAACUUAUACAUCAACACCAUUUUCAACAAAACAAAUUAUAAUUAUUAUAUCCGUGAGGAGCAGCUAAAAGUACACGAUGUCAAUAGAACUUUAUCAUCGCAACACAACCUACAAUAAUUCUGGAAUGGCUUCCCUUAGUAGCCGUUAUGAGGAGCUUCUCUUAUCGGAGAAUCACUCUGAUUGUGUAUUUAUAGUGGGUAAAUCCGAGUUCCGUUGUCAUAAGCUUAUUUUAUCAACUGCCAGUCCAGUAUUCGAUGCGAUGUUUUUUGGUUCCAUGCGUGAGAAGGAUGCCAUCGAGAUACGUGAUAUGAACGCAAACAUUUUUCAAAAACUCAUCUACUAUGUCUAUACAGGUCGAGUGAAUCUUGAGGAGGAGUCGAUCGAAGAUGUCUUUGAAUUAUACUACGGAGCUGAGAAGUAUCUUUUAAGUGAUCUUAUUGAAGGUUGCUUGAAUGCAGUAAAACAAAAGCUAAGAUUUGAUAAUAUUUUACCUGCACUCGAGUUGGGUUUCUACCUUAAUUUGGAGCCACUUUUGCAAGUCUGUACACAUUUCUUCACUCAUUGCUGUCUUAAUGACAUGCAAUUUAUGACCUACUUAAAGAACAACUAUUUCCACGUUAACAAAGACUGUAUCAAGGCCAUCAUAGCCCACAAUAAGGAUUUGAAAUAUCUUAUUUGGUUCGUCUUUGAGUGGUGUCAUCACGAGUGUGAGUAUCUUGGCUUAAAACAAAAUGAUUGUGACUUGAUUAUUGACGAUCUUCAGCUCGACUUAUCGAAACUGAAAAAUGGCUACGAACAGAUCUGCGCUCAAAUCAAGAAACUGUCCAACACUAUCGAGAGAAGCUGCUACAAAGCUUGUCGCCCUUUUAAAAUCGAUUCCGAAGACUUUGAAUGGAAUGUGACUCUGCGGUGUGACCGUUUCAUUUCCCUAUUGGGAUUGAUUAUCAACAGUCGUUUGAAGCCACCAUCAAGAGCUGUGGUUGACGAUUCCAUUGCCAGUUCAAAUGAAUACAGAGAGAAUCUGCAGAUUGAAAUUCGAGCAAAAGUAGCUGCGAACAGUGGAAUCGAAGCCGAUCGAGUGGUUCUGCAGCAUCUCGUGAACAAAGAACAUACCAGAUAUAAUUGCGAUCUAAACAUUGUAUGGGACGAUGCAGUCAUUCUUUCACCCGAUGUGGAAUAUUUAGUUAAGUUAACUUGGCAGCAGAAUGCCUUUGGGGCCGAAUACCCCUGUAGCGUGCAAUCGGAUGAAGUUGAUGGUAUCCAGUUCAAUGACUGCAGUCGCCAUUUUGGAAGUCUUGUAAGAGGCUUGAAAUUUUUGAAUUUGGUAGUUUAAUUCAGGAUAAGAAGUGAAAUUAUUGUUUUUGUGCUUCCCAUAUAAAUUUAAAAUUUAAUUUAGUAUUUAAGUUUAAUAUAGUAUAACUUAACUUUAUUUGUCUUAAUAUAAAAAUACAAUGAGGUUAAUAAACUUCCAUCCGUUUCUUUUUAAUCUACAUAA